Molecule: messenger RNA, 1118 nt
Organism: Ceratosolen solmsi marchali
Lineage: Eukaryota; Metazoa; Arthropoda; Insecta; Hymenoptera; Agaonidae
Gene: Snap29
Product: Synaptosomal-associated protein 29kDa
Exons: 2
Coding region: 49-894 (281 amino acids)
Biological process (GO): synaptic vesicle priming; synaptic vesicle fusion to presynaptic active zone membrane; exocytosis
Cellular component (GO): plasma membrane; SNARE complex
Molecular function (GO): SNAP receptor activity; syntaxin binding
Source: RefSeq, a predicted model, not a curated record
AAUUUUAUUUCAUUUAUAGAAUAAUAAAUAAGACUGCAUUUUGAAGCGAUGGCUGCUCAUAACUACCGAAGUGAUCCAAAAAAUCCAUUUUUUUCAUUAGAAGAUGAUAUCGAUGAUGAGACUUUUUUAAGAAGCGCACCUCCAAGAUAUCCAACUGCCUAUAACAAUGGAAUCAAUCGUUACAAGAAUGAAGAUAAUGAACUUGAACGAAAGCAUCAGGAACUUGUUGAACGACAAAAAGUAAUAGAAACUAGAACGAUUAAAUCAUCUGAACGCUCUAUAUCAUUAUUGAGAGAUACAGAAGAAGUUGGCACUGCCACUGCUGAGGAAUUAAUCAGACAACGAGAGCAAUUGGAACGAACGGAUAAGCGUCUUGAUGAUAUAAAUAGUACUUUACGUUUUAGUCAAAAACAUAUUCAAGGAAUAAAAAGUGUCUUUGGCGGAUUGAAAAAUUAUUUUAGCGGUAGUAAAUCUAUGGAUUUAAUACCUGGAUCAAGUGCUACUGGAGUAAAGACUCCAGAGUCUCCUGUAUCUCCUAUAUCUCCUAUAUCUCCUAUAUCUCCUACAUCUAAUAAUAGUCUAGUUGAUAAACUCAAUACUUCUGCUGAAAAUAUUAGAAGAAACUCAGAACAUCCAUCAUUUCGUAUUCGUGGAUUAUCCGAAGAAGAACAAAAAUAUGAUAUUGCACCUGCUAAAAAUAUCGCAGCCGUAUUAGAAAAAAAUUUGGAUGAAAUGAGUGGUUCGAUUGCACGAUUAAAAGGUUUGGCCAUUGGCCUAUCAGAAGAAAUCGAUACGCAAAAUGAUUUAAUUGAUAGUAUUACAGACAAAGCUGAAAAGGCUGAUAUCACGUUACAAAGACAAAAUAAGGAUAUCAGACAUUUAUUAAAAAAGUAAUGAUUUUUUGAAAAUUUCAUAUUAUUGUUUUGAAUUAUUAUCUACCUUAUUAUUGUUUAUGUAAGUGAAACUAUACAUAUGAAGCAACCUCAAUCACUUGCAAAGGAGGAAUUUUGAAAAGACUAGUUCAGUGAAAUUUCUAACUAGAUGCAGCUUUAAUAAUUUGAAUAUAUCUUAAGGAAAUAAUGAAAAUUAUUUUUAUAAUAAUUUGCUAUUUUGCGUAG